Molecule: messenger RNA, 984 nt
Organism: Ustilago hordei
Lineage: Eukaryota; Fungi; Basidiomycota; Ustilaginomycetes; Ustilaginales; Ustilaginaceae
Exons: 3
Coding region: 1-984 (327 amino acids)
Source: RefSeq, a predicted model, not a curated record
AUGUCAUUCAUUGACAAAGUUUUUGAAGCUGGAAGCUGGGAUGUUUCUCUUCCUGCUUCUCCAACUCCCCCAUCCAACACAGAGCAAGAACAAGGUGCACCUCUUGUGCUUUCUCCUGUCACUUCCCCAAUCAAUUGGAUGUCUGGUACACCUUCCACCCAAUCCACCAGGCCUGCUGACAAUGGGGCAAAGAAGAACUUUGUCUGGCAGGCUCAGGACAUCAAGCACCUUGUAGACACAAUCUACAUCAAUGAGUCAUAUCAGUGUGCAAUUCUCCCUUCUUGUUGCAAUGAAGCCAACAAGCCCACCAACAAGCUUUGCAAGGAUAUGGUCUAUUGUGACCUCAGCAGAUUGGUCUUCCCUGCCAGGUCUGUUGAUCCCUCUCACAUCAAGUUCAAGGACAUGGAUGCAAUGAAUCCUUCUUACAUGUCUUGGGUUGCUCUCUCAGCCAAGUAUCCUUGGUUUGAGAAGAUGCACAAGAUGAUGAAUGAACAUGUGUUGGCAGGGCCAGCCAUCCUCCUCACAACACCUAGCCUGGAUGCUACUGGCAAUGAGGAUUCUGAUCAUGUGCUCCCUGGCAGUGAUCUCAUGGAGGAAUCCAGCAAUGCAGACCUUGACCACACAGUGCAUGCCUGGAACCUACCCCCAAUCCAUGACCUGGUGGAUGCUGCUCCCAGUAAUGCUGGAGAUUGCACUGAUUUUGACAUCUCAACACCACCCCUGCAUCCCAUCCAAUUGGAUGCCCUGGUCUCAAGUCUGUCGACAUUCUCAAACUGGGCCUCAUCUUCACAAGCAAAUGGCUACAAGCACAAGUGUAACAAUGUUGAACAGAAGUGGGAUUCCCUUGCAGAGGCUUUCUAUCAAUCUUCGAUAGAAAGCCUAUCAAUUCACCUCAAGCUUGCGCAGGAGCACACCAAGCAAGAAGCAGAGCACACCAAGCAGGAAGAAUUGCAGUUACAGCAUGAGCAUGAGGAAAGGGAGUGA